Messenger RNA from Tribolium madens (black flour beetle), 1539 nucleotides. Its product is annotated as activating signal cointegrator 1 complex subunit 1-like. The coding region runs from base 373 to 1398 and encodes 341 amino acids. Gene Ontology annotation, cellular component: nucleus. NCBI's taxonomy places the organism in Eukaryota, Metazoa, Arthropoda, Insecta, Coleoptera, Tenebrionidae. Gene Ontology annotation, biological process: DNA alkylation repair; regulation of DNA-templated transcription. The transcript has 7 exons. The record is from RefSeq and is a predicted model, not a curated record.
UCACGAAAGUAUUAUUAGUAAAUCUACGAAAAAUCGAGCUUUUGCCAACACCAUAUUCGCCACAAAGAAUUACUUUUUGCUCCGGUAUUUUGAUUGUUGCCAUUAUUGAAAACACCAGGCCCCAAAGUGAGCAAAUGUCAUUCGAGCGAAUCGGAUUUGCUUCAACACCUCACCGAUUCAAAUCAUCGAUUACAGGAAAUUAAAACGUUUUGUCGCUGAACAAGUAUGAACAACGGCACGAUUUGAGGUAAAUUAAACGGAAAAACACAAUUGCGCAAUUAUUCUUUUUAUCUGACAUAACCUUAUUCGAGAUAAUGGGAUUAUGUCAAUUGCCCAAAUCGGAAUCGGGAAAAUUUUCCACAAAUCGCAAAAAUGAAACGUGUCUUGGGUACGUGCAAGCCGAAAAAAUUCUGGAUUGAUGGAACAUGCUUCGAAUUGCGAACAUUUAACAAAAAGGCUAAGAAAUUUGUAGACACACAAACAGUGCACAAUACGAAAUACGUAAUUAAUAAAAACGAUGAAGGGAAAUUGUUUACUAGUUUUGUCCUUCCACCAGUGUAUUACGCGCAACUCAAGAAAUUCCCACAUUGGGACUUGAAAAUUCUCGAAAACACCACAAAAACUAACAUUACGAUUCCUACUAGUGGCAAUUUAAUAAUUACGGGCGAAAGUGAGGAAACUAUAACUGAUGCAAGGGAUGAAAUCCAUUCAAUUCUCGGCGAAAUCAGAGACCACCUUAAAGCCCUCCAGUUUGUUUCAAUACGGACACAAAGCGAUGAAAUUAUCGCGAAUUUUAACAAAUUUAAAGACAAUAUUUUAAAUGGCGAUAAAAUAGAAGGAAUGCAUGAAUCAAUAUUUAUAAGUCCUCUGAAAUUGCAUUUAACUGUGGUAGUGUUCACUUUAUUGGACGAUCACGAAAAAUUAGAAGCGAUUAAAGCGUUACAAGAUUAUAAAACUAUGAUAUUUGAUCCUCUUAUUAAAAAAACAGGUCCCAUCACAAUUAAAAUAUCCGGAAUUGAUUGCAUGACCACUAAUUUGAAAAAAGUGGACGUUCUUUAUGCAAACGCAACCAUUGUCGGAGAAAAUGAAGAAUUCAAUUUACAAAAACUCGUCAAUGACUUGUCUGAUCAUUUUUACGAGAGAGGCCUUGUAAGGACAUAUCAAGACAAUGUCAAAUUACACAUGACCCUAAUUAACACGAAAUAUCGGAAAGAAAGCGGAACCCCAAAGAAAAGAAGAUGGGUGAAAAAACAAAAUUUUGACGCGUCGACAAUAAUAGAAAAAUACAAGGAGUUUUAUUUUGGGGAGUGCGCUUUAGAUUCCAUCCAUUUAUCCUUGAUGAGUACAGUCGGCGAUGAUGGAUUUUAUCAACCCCUUUCUAUUAUUACAUCAAAAUGAAGUUAUAAAAUUUUUGUCAUAACCUCAAAAAAUGGAAUUUGAAAUUGAAACUUGUGAUAUCUGCACAAAUAAUAAUUUUAAUCCUAGUGGUAUAUCUGUUCUAAAUAAAGAUGUGAGAUAUAAAGAAUUUUUUAACAACUU